This is a messenger RNA of Annulohypoxylon maeteangense, 1128 nucleotides long. RefSeq lists its product as uncharacterized. The record is from RefSeq and is a predicted model, not a curated record. Bases 1 to 1128 code for a protein of 375 amino acids. The transcript has 6 exons. Lineage: Eukaryota; Fungi; Ascomycota; Sordariomycetes; Xylariales; Hypoxylaceae.
AUGGCACCUUUAUCUAAUGCUGGCCCGGUUCUCCCAUUGAAUGAAAUUCAAUCACACAAUAGGAACAGCGUUCCGCCAACGCCAGUUAUCCCCUAUCACUCUCAACCACCCAUGCAACAACCACCUAGCUAUUCGGCGAUGUUUAAUAAAGUUGUGGAUGCUAGAAUACGGGCUGGCUCUGGGUCUUACGAAUUUUAUACAGAUGAGGACGUCCAAAAUAAUUCAUCAAAGGGCUGGCCGUCCAUGGCAGCUACGCAGGCAGACUUUCCAAAUCGCCGCUCCCAGCGUAUAUUCAGGGCUUCGACACAACAAGUCCUAACUUGGUAUCAGCAGAGGAUUCACUGCAUCGAUAACAGACUAGAUGAGAUGAAUUUUGAGGACAGUGAAGCCGAAGGGAAGCCAUUGAGAUCACUACCUUUCGACCAGAAAAAAUUUCUAGCUCGAUGUAUCCAAGGGGUUGGACAUCUACCUCCUGAUCUGGGCUCUGGUGAGUUGGAUCGCGCGACACAGAGAGAUAAUCUCAUAGAGAGCAAGGAGUCCUUGUUGAGAAGAUAUUUUGAGCUCCUUCACAGGAGCUACGAUAACAUGAAGUUCCCCCGGGUCUCUAGACGAGCGCAUCAAUCACUUUUCGAUCACGUACGAGCAUACGACAAGCUAGACAACGAAGCGCUAGCCUUCAUGCGCUACAUCGACGACUUCAUCUCCGACGCGCCGGAUCCCAUCUUCCAAAAGUUUGAGUCUAUUCUAUACCCAGAGUCAGAAUGGGUAAACGAGACCCUAAAACGCAUCUGCUCUAUCUUCUGCGGCAACACUUCGCAAUCCUCCGAGCCCGGCGAUACGCACAUGUAUUUAAGACUGCGGUCCUUCACGAUAUUCACCAAAACGCUGCUCGUCCUCAGCUGCCUGUCGCUUGUGGCCAUUCCCGUUUCGCUGCUGUAUCUCCAAACCCAGUGGUCUCGCGGCGCCUACCUCAUCGUCGUCAUCAUCUCCUCUGGCAUUUUCGCCAUCAUCAUGUCCAUAUUCGAGCCCCGCACUAGCUACAUGUUCGUGGGCUUGGCCGCUUACGUCGCCGUGCUCGUCUCAUUCAUCUCCAACUUGAGUGACUGCGAGUGCACUGUUGCAGUAUAG